GGAGCGGCUGCACUUUAGAGUCUUUACGUUACAGCCCCGGGUCACACAGGAGAAGCAUUGCAGGCGGCAUCACCAUGGUGCAGCAAGUAGACAGCCUGGACCUGGACAGCAGCCACCCCACAGACACCGAGGAGGGGGAAUUCAUGGCUGGCAGCCCUGUAGCCUUGGAUGAAAGUGACCCGGACUGGUGCAAAACGGCUACCGGCCACAUCAAGCGACCCAUGAAUGCAUUUAUGGUAUGGUCCAAGAUCGAGAGGAGAAAGAUCAUGGAGCAGUCUCCGGACAUGCACAACGCUGAGAUUUCCAAGAGACUGGGCAAGCGCUGGAAAAUGCUGAAUGACAGCGAGAAGAUCCCAUUCAUCAGGGAGGCGGAGAGGCUCCGGCUCAAACACAUGGCUGACUACCCUGACUAUAAGUACAGACCCAGGAAAAAACCCAAGCUGGAGGCAUCUGCCAAGCAAGCCCUGGGGCAGUCUCCAGAGAAAAGCCCCAGUGGAGGUGGCAUCAAGAGCAGCAAAAGCUCCACCACCACCACCAAGAAAUGUCCCUCCAAGCUGAAAACCAGCAAACCCGGGGCUAAGUCCCCACAGGAAUACUCUGGGAUGGAAGACUAUGUGUUUGGCAACCUCAAGGUGAACAAGGCUGUGAAGUGUGUCUUCAUGGAUGAGGAGGACGAGGAGGAGGAAGAAGAAGAGGACGAGCUGCAGAUGAGGAUAAAACAAGAGGAAGACGAUGAGCAGCUGAGACCAUACAAUGUCGCCAAAGUGCCGGCCAGUCCCACCUUGAGCUCCUCGGCAGAGUCUACAGAAGGGGCCAGCAUGUACGAGGAGGUGAGCCAUGCCACCAGCAUCAAUGCCAGCACCACCAACAGUAGACUCUACUACAACUUCAAGAACAUCACCAAACCCAGCACAGCACAACCCACCGUCACCCUGGCCCCAUCCCGCCUGGUGUCCUCUACUACCUCAUCCUCCUCCAGUGACAAAGAUGAUCUCCUCUUUGAUCUGAGCUUAAACUUCACCCAGAACCCUCAGGCCACCGAUUUGGGCAACUCCAAUUCAGGAAACCUUUCUCUCUCCUUAGUGGACAAAGACCUAGACUCUUGCAGCAGUGAGGGAAGUCUUGGUUCCCACUUUGACUUUCCAGAUUACUGCACCCCAGAACUCAGCGAGAUGAUUGCAGGGGACUGGCUGGAAGCCAACUUUUCAGACUUGGUAUUUACCUACUGAUUUUCCUUUUAUUUUUAUUUUUUAUUGUUAUUAUUAUUAUUUUUGUAAUUUUUUGUAUUGAUAUUUUUGGGGUUGGGAUGUUGAACAGACACUAAAAAAAAAGAGGAGGGGGGCGGGGUGCUGAAGAACUUUUUAAGAAAUGAAGGGGAUGGGGAGGGUGCUUCAUUUCCCUGCCUGUGAUUUCUGGCUUUCACUGUAAAGAUGAGUGAAGAAGAAGAAGACAAACAUGUGGGUUUUUUUUUUUCUUGAUGAUCAACAGUCUGGAAGAUGUUGUGUAGAAAUGUAUAUUUCUUGGCAGCUGAGCUGAUUCUCAAGGGGGUCAUUGUGUAUUUUUUUUUUCUUUUUCUAUACACAUUUCAAAUCUGAUGAAAAGACUGGCAACCACCUUUUUGGAGGGAGAAAACUGAUCUCUUCUAUGCAUCUGAUUUAAUUUUAUUUUUUUUAGAAGCUGCAGGGAGCUGAAAAAAACAAAAAGGAAAAACACAGGACAACCUAACACUUAACUGUGAACUGAUCUCAAUCAGGAGUUUUUACUUUUUUCUCAGAUCAACAAAGAAAAGAAAAAAAAAAUGUAUAUGGUUUCACAAUGUGAUUUUAAUUGCCAACUUUUUUUGUACCUUGUUCCCUUAAUACCUCCUUGAAUUUCAGACAACCCAGACCUCAAUACAAAAAAAAACAAACGAAAAAAUAAGGUAUUGACACAUUUUUGAUACAUGACAGACCUCAGUCUUUUUUAAAAAUUAAAAUAUUUUCAGGCGUAUUUUUGUACAGUUAUGAACAAAAAGGGAACAUUCCUGCUGUCAUCUUGUUGUUGUUUUUUUUUAUAUUUUGUUGUCCUUUUCAGUGACACGUUCAGGCACUUCCUAUGUUUUUUUUUUUUUUUUUGUUGCUGUUGUUUUAUCUGUUUUUAGCAUGCAAGUAAUGUUGAUACAAUGAUGUCCUGAUCUAAGGAUUAAAAUGGAAUUUAAAAGUAAAAAAAAAAAAAAUCCUUGCAUCUAAAAAAAAAGGAUAAUAAUAAGGCCUUGUGAUUAAAAAAACAAACACUUUUUUGUACAGCUAUAGUUGAGAUUUGUCCAAUAUUUGUAGGUAAAGAUUUAUUGAAAUGGUGACAUAGACCUCAGAGCUGUUAGCUUGAAGAUUGUAUAUGUACUGUAAUAUAGUAGGAUUCUAUGUAUAUCAUAUGCUGUGAUAUGUGGAUGGGGCCUGAUAGAAAGUUAUGAAACUGGAUGCUGGAUUUUUAGCAAAUUAAAAUAAAAUAAAAAUGACAUUAAAAAAAUUAAUAAAAAGGCACAUAAUAAAAGGUUUCUAAAAAAUGUGCAAUAUAAUUCGAAAAAAUGAAUACAGACCAUCUGCAUAUUUCCUAGCAAAUGAUGGAAAAACAGCCUUGUGCACUGUCUCCACAUCAUUGCCUGUUUUCCUAAUGCUGAAAGUCUGUAUCUUGAUGAUUUUAAUAAAUCAGCUGGAACUGAUAGAAACUG
This is a messenger RNA of Bufo gargarizans (Asiatic toad), 2707 nucleotides long. RefSeq names its product SRY-box transcription factor 11 (gene SOX11). Lineage: Eukaryota; Metazoa; Chordata; Amphibia; Anura; Bufonidae. Bases 75 to 1229 code for a protein of 384 amino acids. The record is from RefSeq and is a predicted model, not a curated record. Gene Ontology annotation, molecular function: RNA polymerase II cis-regulatory region sequence-specific DNA binding; DNA-binding transcription activator activity, RNA polymerase II-specific. The transcript has a single exon. Gene Ontology annotation, biological process: neuron differentiation; anatomical structure morphogenesis; negative regulation of transcription by RNA polymerase II.